Aspergillus costaricaensis CBS 115574 is the source of this 1052-nucleotide messenger RNA. RefSeq lists its product as uncharacterized. The record is from RefSeq and is a predicted model, not a curated record. The transcript is spliced from 3 exons. The coding region runs from base 138 to 899 and encodes 253 amino acids. NCBI's taxonomy places the organism in Eukaryota, Fungi, Ascomycota, Eurotiomycetes, Eurotiales, Aspergillaceae.
AUCCCCAACGGAAUUUUCGCUGCGAUCUAUUCUCUCUUUUAAAGUUUUCAUCGAUUUCGAACUGCUAGCUUAGCCUUCCUUUCUUCCCCUCGCGCUAUCUGACUCGUGCGGCUUCACGAGGUGUGUCAGAACAAACCAUGUCGGUCACCGAAGACCCCAAAUUUGAUCCCAUGUCGCCCACCUCCGACUCCAACCUGACUUCGCAGUCCACAACCAUUGCCGUGCCAUCGUCAGAAACCCAGGAGCUUUCUAGUGCCGCCCCUCAUCCCGAUAACGCCCAGGCCGAGAGCCAAGAGCCCAGUUCGGUGGAUGCGAAGCCCACAGACAAUAAUGAGGACAAUACGCCAGCUCCCGUUCCCAAGCAGGACCCUGUAGAUGCGGCUCCAUCUGCAAGCGCAUCUCCGGAACAACACGAUGAGGCGAAGGCUCCGGCAGCUGGCUCCGAGCCAUCGUCCCAGGGAUCAGAUGAGGCUGCCAAAGAGGAGGAGGACACGGGCCCAUCCUUGGUGAUCACCCUGCUCUUGAUAACAGGCUCCCGACACCCUUUCAAGAUCGAUGGGAAAUACCUACGGAAACGGUCGGUCAAUGUAGAGAAUUACGAUCCCUUCGCCAUGAGUGUAUACACGUUGAAGGAAUUGAUCUGGCGGGAAUGGCGCCAAGACUGGGAGCCGCGGCCAUCAUCGCCCAGCUCCAUCCGACUCAUCUCAUUCGGCAAGCUGCUUGAUGACAAAGCCCCGUUAUCAGACUCCAAGUUCAGCCGGGAUGCUCCCAAUGUGGUUCACAUGACUGUGAAGCCCCAGGAGAUCGUUGACGAAGAAGACGCCAAGUCCAAACCCCAGUACACCCGGGAGCGGGAGUCCAGUGAGCGUAGCCCUGGCUGUCGCUGCAUCAUCCAAUAAUGAAUCGGACUGUUUCCGACCGAGAAAGGAGACGACAGAAGUCAUACACUCAAGGCAGUCCUCCCUUGCUUGCGUCCUCGGGAACUGCCAUUAUCGCUUUGCCCUCCCAGAUACCAAUGCCAAGCUCACUUGCUUGUGCCACAUGAAGAUUCG